CAUAAAGAGCAGCUGAUGCAAGAGCAGCCGGAGAUCACAGGAGGAGACUGGAGAGGUAUCAUCAUGCCCAUCAUCAGAACCCUCGGUACGGUGGCCCAGCAGGCCCAGCGGGUCCAGCAGGUUCUGCCGGUAACGGUGGCGAUCCGGAACAUCAGCUUCUCUCCCAGACAGGUGACGUCUGACGCCAGCUUCCACUCCGUGUCCUUCUCAGAGACGGACCACCCCAAGGUUCUGAUCACAGGUGGACUCGGACAGCUGGGGGUUGGACUCGCCAAACUGCUCAGGAAGCGCUUUGGAAAAAACAACGUGAUUCUGUCCGACAUCCGGAAACCUCCGAGCAACGUGUUCCACAGCGGUCCCUUCAUCUACUCAGACAUUCUGGACUACAAGAACCUCCGUGAGAUCGUGGUGAACAACCGGAUCACCUGGUUGGUCCACUACAGCGCUCUGCUCAGCGCAGUGGGAGAAGCUAACGUAGCGCUAGCUCGAUCCGUCAACAUCACCGGGCUUCACAACAUCCUGGACAUCGCAGCAGAACAUGGCCUCCGUCUGUUUGUUCCCAGCACCAUCGGAGCCUUCGGACCCACCUCCCCUCGGAACCCGACGCCAGACCUUUGUGUUCAGAGACCCAGAACCAUCUACGGGGUCUCCAAGGUCCACGCCGAGCUCAUGGGAGAGUAUUACCACCAUCGCUACGGUCUGGACUUCCGCUGCCUCCGUUAUCCAGGAAUCAUCUCAGCAGACUCCAUGCCGGGAGGCGGCACUACAGACUACGCCGUGCAGAUCUUCCAUGACGCCAUCAAAAGUGGGAAGUUUGAGUGCAACCUGAAGCCGGACACGCGGCUGCCCAUGAUGUACAUCGACGACUGUCUGCGGGCGACGCUGGAGGUGAUGGAGGCGCCGGCCGACACGCUCACCAUGAGGACCUACAACAUCAACGCCAUGAGCUUCACGCCUGAGGAGCUCAGCCAGGAGCUGCAGAAACAGAUGCCGGAGCUGGAGGUCACGUAUGACGUGGACCUCGUACGGCAGGCCAUCGCCGACAGCUGGCCGAUGGACUUCGACGACUCCAACGCCAGGAAGGACUGGGGCUGGAAGCAUGACUACGACCUUCCAGAACUGGUCCAGACGAUGCUCAACUACUUCGGAGUAGAAACCCGGAUGGUUGGGGCCAACUGAGGGGGCGGUUCUGUGUACAUAAAGACUGACCAAAGAGAACAGAGCGCCUCCUGCUGGUUCUGUCUCUAAACUGAAGGGCUCGGCUCCAGAAGCUCCGGUGGGUCGGACCUUCCUCCCGCUGACGCUCUGCUCUCUUUCCUCUUCCUGCUCGCAGGUUCUGGUGUCGGCAGUUUCAGGGAUUCUAACGGGCCUUUAGACGACCACGUGCAUGUCGAGGGAUGUUCUGUUUCUACCUGCAGGUUCCUUCCAGGUUCUACCUGGAAUGUCUAAGGAGGGUCAACAUUCAGGUUCUGCUGAAGCUCAGUCCAGUUUGUCCUGAAGCACUUUAGAAGGAAGGAAACUCUGCAGGUUCUGACAGACAACCCGACAAAGAUUCUUCACUCAACUUAUUUAUUCUGUCACUGUGAAACGUGAGGGAGCUUCAGCAGGAAACCUUUUCUAAACUCUGGUCUUCAGUGUUUCUGUCUGUGCUGUUCUGGUUCCAUGAGGCCACUCGGUGGUUCUGCUGGUUCUGCUGGUUCUGUUUUAUUUCCAUGAGGCCACUCGGUGGUUCUGGUUCUGUCUGUUCUGUCAAUCACAUGAUGAGCUUUGACAAUAAAACUUUUUUCAUGUU
This is a messenger RNA of Amphiprion ocellaris (clown anemonefish), 1792 nucleotides long. It is a transcript of the gene tdh, whose product is annotated as L-threonine dehydrogenase. NCBI's taxonomy places the organism in Eukaryota, Metazoa, Chordata, Actinopteri, Pomacentridae. The record is from RefSeq and is a predicted model, not a curated record. The transcript has 9 exons. The coding region runs from base 16 to 1179 and encodes 387 amino acids. Gene Ontology annotation, biological process: L-threonine catabolic process. Gene Ontology annotation, molecular function: L-threonine 3-dehydrogenase activity.